Messenger RNA from Xiphias gladius (swordfish), 1777 nucleotides. RefSeq names its product derlin 1 (gene derl1). The record is from RefSeq and is a predicted model, not a curated record. Gene Ontology annotation, cellular component: endoplasmic reticulum membrane; Hrd1p ubiquitin ligase ERAD-L complex. The transcript has 8 exons. Lineage: Eukaryota; Metazoa; Chordata; Actinopteri; Istiophoriformes; Xiphiidae. Gene Ontology annotation, biological process: endoplasmic reticulum unfolded protein response. Gene Ontology annotation, molecular function: ubiquitin-specific protease binding; misfolded protein binding. Bases 211 to 981 code for a protein of 256 amino acids.
AGCUGAACCGGGUGUAUCUGCUCUGCCCUCAGUAAUUUUAUCAUAUGUAAAGCUAGCUCCCUGUGAUUAGCCACGUCAUGUAAACUUAGCAGUGGAGCAGUUGUGAUAUCAAGUUAGCCAGGGGUCGUAGUUUCUUGUGGGAUACUGGUUUAUUUUCAGAGAGGAGCUCUCGUUUCAUGCUUAUAACUGGGCAAGUAAGCCUAUGGAAAGAUGUCUGAUAUCGGGGACUGGUUCAGAAGCAUCCCUUUCAUCACCCGGUCCUGGUUUGCUGCCUCGAUUGCUGUUCCCUUAAUUGGGAAACUAGGAUUGGUUGAUUUCAGGCAUCUCAUGCUGAUCCCGGAGUUGGUCUACAACAGAUUUCAUCUCUGGAGACCGGUGACAGCCACCCUGUAUUUUCCAAUAACCCCAAAUACUGGGUUUCUGUACCUGGUCAACCUGUAUUUCCUCUACCACUACUCCAGUCGGCUAGAGACAGGGGCAUUUGAUGGCAGACCUGCAGACUAUAUCUUCAUGCUCCUCUUCAACUGGAUCUGCAUUGUUAUAAUUGGGCUGCUGAUGAACAUGCGGCUACUGAUGAUCCCACUGAUCAUGUCAGUGUUGUACGUCUGGGCUCAGUUCAACAAAGACAUGGUUGUGUCCUUCUGGUUCGGAACACGAUUCAAGGCACAUUAUCUACCAUGGGUCAUCCUGGCUUUCAACUUCAUUAUUGGAGGCUCUUUUGUGAAUGAGUUGACAGGGAACCUGGUGGGUCACCUCUACUUCUUCCUCAUGUUUAAAUACCCCAUGGACCUGGGUGGACGCUCCUUCCUCUCCACACCGGAGUUCUUGUAUCGUUAUUUCCCCAACAGGAGGGGAGGGGUGUCGGGCUUUGGAGUCCCUCCCACUAGGAGACCAGCUGCCCAGGAGCAGGUGGGAGGAGGCGGAGGAGGCGGGGGAGGACGUCACAACUGGGGCCAAGGCUUCCGCCUGGGGGGUGAAUGAGAGGAGGCAAGAGGGGAGAUACCUACACCCUCCUCCUCAGCUCCCAAUAACAAAUGGCCACGCAGCUGAUGAUUCAGAUUGAGAUGCUUGCUUCUUCACGUUCUUCGCUGGUCCAGGGAAUGAAAACCUUGAUCUUAAUUAAUUCAACUUCAUGUUUAGUUUUAAAGGAUAUAACAGGAUGAAAUUUGAGGAAGCACACAUUUUAACCAAGAAAGCAGCACAUAGCAGGACUCAGACUUUGGCUAUAGGCUCAGUUCACCAAGUAAAGCCAGCUCUACUAUUAAUACUACUGCGGAUGUGUCCAUGUGAAGCAGAUAGAAGAAAGUAUGAAUAAAUCCAUUUUUUUUUUUAAUAUGUCGAUUAUUGAUCUCCCUUCCUUUUCUUCUUCCAUUCUGCCCUCUUCUUUUCAUCCCCCACUCCACCUUUUCCCCCACACUCUGCCAUUGGACUGUCAAGACAAGAGAUGUUGCAGCUGCACACCAGCAUGCUGUUGAUUUUGACUCGUGUUCCUGUCUUCUCUUUCCCUCUGUGUUGCCAUAUCAGAUUACAUUGUAAUUACCAACACACUGGGAGUGUGCCCUCAGCCAUCCCUUCACAGAACAUGGGUAAAGCAAUUCAGAGAGUACUGUUUCCACGUUUGAAUUUACAUAGGUGUAAAAUGUUUUUAAGCCUCUGUGGCACAGACCUGAUCUUUCUCUGUCAUGUGAUCUUAACCAAAAUGAGGUGAAAAUGGGAUUUUGCUCUUUUUUGUAAAUAUAACAAUUGUUUAUUAAAAGGACAAGUGAGUCUAAGUGUA